Molecule: messenger RNA, 1271 nt
Organism: Cornus florida
Lineage: Eukaryota; Viridiplantae; Streptophyta; Magnoliopsida; Cornales; Cornaceae
Exons: 2
Coding region: 278-1099 (273 amino acids)
Molecular function (GO): S-adenosylmethionine-dependent methyltransferase activity
Source: RefSeq, a predicted model, not a curated record
AUGUCAGUUCAAUAUUUCAUCAUCCCCUGCGUCAAUUAUCAUUAUAGUCAAAUGUCAGUUCAGUAUUUCAUCAUCCCCUGCGUCAAUGUCAUUAUCAAAUGUGUCCAUAUGAUUAGACCACUGAGGAGAAAAAGUGACAAAUUUUAAAUCUAGUGAAAAUAAGAAUCAAAAUAUAUACAAAACGUGAGAAUAAAACACGCACGUGAGAGUGACACAUAUUACUAUUUAUUACUCUUUGAUCUCAGAUUCACCAUCAUCAUCUUUUCUAGGGAGAGAAAUGGCGGAUCGGUUCCAUAACCAGGCUAAACAGUAUUCGGAAACUCGUCCCAGUUAUCCCGACGAGCUUUUCCAAUUCAUUGGAUCCAAAACACCCAAUCACCACCUCGCUUGGGAUGUGGGAACUGGCAACGGCCAAGCUGCAACAUCUUUUCAGUUAGCUAGGAUGUACAAGAAUGUGGUUGCUACAGACACCAGCCAGAAGCAAUUGGACUUUGCACCCAAGCUGCCCAACGUGCGAUGGAUAUGUACAGCGCCCAACAUGUCCAUGGCCGAGCUCCAGCGAGAUGUUGCAGCAGAAGCAAGCGUUGACCUAAUUACCAUUGCUCAAGCCCUCCAUUGGUUUGACCUCCCAACCUUCUACCAGCAAGCGAGGUGGGUACUCAAGAAACCCCAUGGGGUCAUCGCUGCAUGGUGCUACACUGCGACUGACGGCGACGAUUCGGCUUGCAAUUCGAGCUCGGCAUUUGAUUCGGUCUUCCAACGCUUUUACUCUGAUUCCGGUCCUUACUGGGACCCUGCUCGCAAGUUAGUGGAUGACAAGUACAGAAGCAUUGAUUUCCCCUUCGAACCAAUCGAUGGAGCCAAUCACACCGGGCCAUUCGAGUUCAAAACAGAGAGAUUGAUGGAUUUGGAUGGGUAUUUUAGAUUCAUAAGAUCGUGGUCAGCCUAUCAAAUAGCACAAGAGAAGGGUGUUGAACUAUUGAGAGAUGAUGUGAUGGAGGAUUUUAAGCGUGCCUGGACUGAAGAUGGCAAUAACAAUCAAAAGCUAGUUAAGUCUUCAGUUUAUCUAAGGAUAGGAAAAGUAGGAAAUUGGAAAUAAAGCAUGUAUCAAGUUAUUCUUCAAGUAUUAUAAGGGUCCAAGUUAUGUACCUGUCUUUAUUGUAUCCUAAUAAUGAAUCGUGAUGAGAUGUAGCUGAAAAAAUCAACUACCUAACCACGGCAUUGCUAUUUUUAGUCUCAUUUCACCUACAGGGAAUAAUUUUUUGUUCUUC